This is a messenger RNA of Trichomonas vaginalis G3, 345 nucleotides long. RefSeq names its product acylphosphatase family. NCBI's taxonomy places the organism in Eukaryota, Parabasalia, Trichomonadida, Trichomonadidae. Bases 1 to 345 code for a protein of 114 amino acids. The transcript has a single exon. The record is from RefSeq and is a predicted model, not a curated record.
AUGAGUGAAGAGAAUGUUAAAGUUUUUUGUUAUGUACGCGGUAAAGUACAAAAUGUAAUGUUUAGACAAACUUUAAUGCGUGCUGCCUUGAAGAGGGGCGUAGUUGCAGGCGCUACAAACAACAAAAAAGAUAGAAACCGUGUGGAUAUAGCAUUAGAAGGACCAGCAAGCAAAGUAACUGAAAUUACAGAAGGUCUUAAAUCAGGAAAGAAACUCAAUUCAUGGAAUGCUCAUGCAACAGAAUUCCAUAUAUUAGAAACUGGAAAGGCUGCAUUAGAGCAUGAAGUAAAUACUUCAAAUGUUGACAAUAUAAAGUGGAAACAAGGCGUAGAAUUUUAUCUUUGA